CAAAACAACGCAAUAAGUUCUGUUUUGCACUACUAUUGUGAAUUGAAUCGCGCUGAAAACUUUGUGCGUGGAAACUACACGCCGUGUGCUUUAUUGUGUUUAUUGUGAGGGGGCUACUAGAGGAAGAACUUUAAAAUGGGUCGUCUGUUUCAAUACAAUCGCUUCGGUGCUACGGACAGUGCCAAUAAACGCAAAAAGGAUACACAGAAUAAAACCAAUAGCAAGGCAAAAUUGCUACGCAAUGCUGCCCUCAAUUGCCCGGCCUACUCGGACAUUUACAGCGAGUACAACAAUGGUGCGGAUGCAGCAGCAACAACAACAGCCAGCAAGAAUCUCAACUUGGCCUUCAAGAAGUGUCAACAAUGGAGCAACAAGCUGCAAAUGUUGGAUGAGAACCAACAGCCGCAGGAGCCACAAAAUGCGGCCACAACACUAAGUCGCACGCACAAGGUCUACGAUAGCAUGAAGGACUUUCUGCGACGCAAAUUGUUUGCACAGCCUGUGGCAUCGACAACCAUGGACCAUGACAAGGCGGAGGUGCUGGGCACAGACGAGGAGGCCACUAGCGACUAUGAUGAGCAUGAUCUACUCGACUCUUCAUACAAUGCCGAUGUAGAGGAGGAGUACGACGAAGAGGAGGUGGAGGACUGCAGCUGCACCUCAAGCCACUCAGCCAGCAUUGAGGCCACGCCCAGACGCACUAAGUCGCCACAAAAGUCGCUGCUCUCGCUAAACUGCUGGCAAUCGAGCCAGCAUAGUGAUACGAGCAGCAGCGAAGAACUGGCCGCCGAGGACUCCGAUGCGGGCAUAUCAGAUUGCUGUCAGCUGCUAAGUGGCAGCAGUGAACGAAGUCAGAGGAAGCAAACGAGGCUGCCUUCUCGCCAGAGUAUUAGCCACAAGUCGAACGAUGACGAUGACGAUGACACGGAUACGGAGGAGUCGGAACUUUUAGACUGUGCCUGGUAUCAGCCGCGCAUUAGCGCCAAGGCCGCUCUGGAGCACCUCCAAGAGGCGACACCCGGCACCUUUCUGCUGCGCCGCAGCACGCCUCGAACCUUUGAGCUGUGCCUGCGCCUCGAGCGCAAAGUCAAGCAAUAUGCGGUGCAGAGCACACGCACCGACAUGUAUCGAUUGAAGGGCGCCAAGAAGCAGUUUAGCACGCUGAAGGCGCUAAUUACACAUCAUUCGGUAAUGGCCGAGCAGCUGCCACUGACCCUCGACAUGCCGCGGGAGAAACAUGUGGUCAAGUGCUCAGCCGUGCGUUAUGCCGACGAUUUCGAGCCCCUCGAAUCGUUACAACUGCUGGGCAUACUCAAAAGUUUACAAGCCAAGAACUUUGAGGUGUAGAUGGGCGACUGAAGGAUAUACAAAUUGUUAUGGGGGAGGGGAUCAUUUAAAGUAGAGCUUCGGAUUUAACUUUGGGGUAUGCGUUUAUGCCAACUGCAAAGGGAACGAUAGGUGAAAUUAUGCUUAGUUUUUUAUUUUCGUACAGCUGCGUGUGAAUGCUUUGUGAUAUAGCGUAUAUGCA
This is a messenger RNA of Scaptodrosophila lebanonensis, 1528 nucleotides long. RefSeq lists its product as uncharacterized. The coding region runs from base 136 to 1347 and encodes 403 amino acids. The transcript has 3 exons. NCBI's taxonomy places the organism in Eukaryota, Metazoa, Arthropoda, Insecta, Diptera, Drosophilidae. The record is from RefSeq and is a predicted model, not a curated record.